Aplosporella prunicola CBS 121167 is the source of this 480-nucleotide messenger RNA. RefSeq lists its product as uncharacterized. Gene Ontology annotation, biological process: diadenosine pentaphosphate catabolic process; adenosine 5'-(hexahydrogen pentaphosphate) catabolic process; diadenosine hexaphosphate catabolic process. The transcript has 2 exons. The coding region runs from base 1 to 480 and encodes 159 amino acids. Gene Ontology annotation, molecular function: bis(5'-adenosyl)-hexaphosphatase activity; bis(5'-adenosyl)-pentaphosphatase activity; endopolyphosphatase activity. Gene Ontology annotation, cellular component: cytoplasm; nucleus. NCBI's taxonomy places the organism in Eukaryota, Fungi, Ascomycota, Dothideomycetes, Botryosphaeriales, Aplosporellaceae. The record is from RefSeq and is a predicted model, not a curated record.
AUGGCCCAACAGACGCUCUCCAUGCAGGCCAGGACUGGUCGGAGCAACCAGCGCUACGGCAGCAACGGCGAGCGCCUUGUCGCAGGUGUCGUGCCACUGUCCGCCGACAAGUACUACGUCCUCCUGAUCCAAUCCAACCGCAACAACAACUGGGUCCUCCCCAAGGGCGGCUGGGAGACCGAUGAAGCCACCGCCCAAGACGCCGCCUGUCGCGAGGCCUGGGAAGAAGCUGGUAUCAUUUGCACCAUCACCUACGAUCUCGGCUUCAUCGACGAGAAGCGCAAACCCGAACAGCUCACAAAGGACGCGCCACGCGCCAGCUACCACUUCUUCGAGGCCACUGUUGAGAAGAUGGAGAAGGAAUGGCCCGAGUCUCACAAGCGGAAUCGCAAGUGGUGCACCUACGCCGAGGCUGCCCAAGCAUUGAAAGACCGCCCGGAGCUGCUCGCAGCGCUCAACAAAUGCACGAUGCAGCGGUAG